AUGACGAAAAUUUACAAGGUGUCAAAAGUUGUGAAAAUGAGUUUAGACAAUCAGAUUCGUACGUUUCUCACGUCUAUGAUACCAAUCAUAUUCGUUGGUCAAGUACCUCUAAUUGAGGCGUAUGUAAGAUCCAUGUACAUUGUUGUUGCUUUAGAUGAAAAUCAUGAACCCCUUCUCAUAGCGUUUGCUUUGGGAACCACAAACAGUGACAAUUCAAGGUUAUGGUUCAUGAGGAGGCUUAAAGAAUGUUUAGGUGACAAUACAGAAGUUGGUUUCAUAAGCCAUAUGUCUGAUUCUAUAGACUUUGCAGUUCAAAGAGUCUACCCUGAUUCAUAUCAUGGCUAUUGUUGUAAAAAUAUAGCCGAGAAAAUACGCGCUUCCAUCGGAAGCAAUACAGUCGUAGAGCAGUUGUUCUGGAAGACUUGUAAAGCGUAUAAUUUAUCUCAUUUUUAUGCAUGUUUGAACAACUUAAAAAAUGAUGUUAAUGUGAAUGAUCUUCAUUGGCUUGACAAUAUUCCCAUUGCAAAAUGGGUACAUGCUUGUUUUCCAAGAGUACGUUUCAAUGUUAAAUUCAUUGACAUUCCCGAUGUUGUCAAUUGGUUUAAAACAAAUACGCAUGAGUUUCCAAUAACAACAAUCAUUGAAAUGGUCCAUGACUCGAUACAAGCAGUGUAUCUUCAACGUGCUGCGUUUGGAGUUCAUUUCACAGGGGAUUUUUCAUAG
Messenger RNA from Lactuca sativa (garden lettuce), 723 nucleotides. The record is from RefSeq and is a predicted model, not a curated record. NCBI's taxonomy places the organism in Eukaryota, Viridiplantae, Streptophyta, Magnoliopsida, Asterales, Asteraceae.